CCUGUAAAACCGUAUCUGUGUUCUUCAUAUGUAGAAUUAUAGUUUGCUCUUCUUAUGUCAAAUAUGCUUUUCUGCUUACGAUGGAGCAAACACCUCUUGUAGGCUAUGUGAACGCGCGUCGCUGGAUUGGCAAACCCUGGGUUGAUUGAACUAGUUGUUAACCACCGUCGUGACACAGUUUAUGCGGGACAGCGGUUGAUAGGUGAAGUCGGGUAACUGAAGGAAAUCCAGAGCAUGUUGAUCUUGAUUCGUAGCUACAGUCAGGACCCUCAUUUGAAACAAGCAGUUUGGAAUAUGUUUGAAGUUUUACAUCCAUCCAUUUUUUUUCUUUUUCUUCUGUAGAUGUUUCUGGUGAUUCUUAAGCUUUUGUCAAUGGGAGCAACGGAGCUCGUGGGGUCCUCCUCACUACAGAAGGCGGGGCGUGGAGGUCUUUUGUUAUCAAGGCUAACCGACAGGAGUGAUGUCGAACAUGAAGUCCGUCACUUAACAGGGAGCUUUUGGGGGGGGCGGAUUCGAGUCACUACAGCUGCCGAAAAGGUUUAGCAGGGAGGCUGGCCACAAAAGAGGGGGGCACGCUGAACAGGACGUUAGGAUGACCUUGGGUCCGAGGAAGCGGAGCGGCGGCGGGGACGGGGGCAGUCACUCGGAGCCCCAAGACUCCCACUCGGGUGUGGGGAAAGAUGCAGGAGGAAGCUCUGGGGUGGCUUUGAAAAAACAGAUCGGCCUAGUCAGCGCCUGUGCCAUUAUAAUCGGCAACAUCAUUGGAUCAGGGAUUUUUGUGAGUCCAAAGGGGGUCCUGGAGAAUGCUAGCUCCGUGGGUGUGGCCAUCAUUGUGUGGGUUAUCACUGGAGUUAUCACAGCCAUUGGUGCUCUCUGCUAUGCAGAGUUAGGUGUGACCAUCCCCAAGUCAGGGGGAGACUACUACUAUGUCAAGGACAUCUUUGGAGGAUUGGCAGGGUUUCUGCGUCUGUGGAUUGCAUUGUUGGUUAUCUACCCCACUAACCAGGCUGUGAUAUCUCUCACUUUUUCAAACUACGUCCUGCAGCCCCUCUUCCCCUCCUGCCUCCCCCCAGAGAGUGGCUUACGCUUGCUGGCUGGUGUCUGCCUGAUGUUGUUGACGUGGGUGAACUGCUACAGUGUGCGCUGGGCUACAUGCGUCCAAGAUGUCUUCACCGCCGGCAAGCUUUUGGCCUUGGGUCUCAUCAUAGUCAUGGGUGUCGUCCAAAUAUGCAAAGGUCACUAUUACUGGCUGGAGCCAGCACACGCCUUUGAGACCUUCCAAGACUACAGUGUCGGUCAGAUAGCUUUGUCCUUCCUACAAGGUUCCUUUGCUUAUGGAGGCUGGAACUUCCUCAACUACAUCACAGAGGAGUUGGUUGAUCCAUACAGGAAUCUACCACGUGCAAUCUUCAUCUCCAUCCCCGUGGUCACCUUCGUUUAUGUGUUUGCCAACGUGGCCUACAUCACAGCCCUGAGCCCGCAGGAGCUGCUGGCCUCCAAUGCUGUGGCAGUGACAUUUGGAGAGAAAUUGCUAGGAGUUAUGUCAUGGAUCAUGCCCAUCUCUGUGGCGCUCUCCACCUUCGGGGGGGUCAAUGGCUCCCUCUUCACUUCGUCGCGGCUGUUUUUUGCCGGAGCGAGGGAAGGCCACCUCCCACGUCUGCUGGCCAUGAUUCACGUCACACGCUGCACUCCUAUCCCAGCUUUACUGUUUACUUUGAUUUCCACUCUGCUGAUGUUGUGCACCAGUGACAUUUACACCCUCAUAAACUACGUGGGUUUCAUCAACUACCUCUUCUAUGGGGUCACUGUCGCCGGGCAGAUUGUGCUGCGCAUCAAAGAGCCCGACCUGCAUCGACCCAUCAAGGUGAGCCUGAUAUGGCCAGUAAUCUACCUGCUGUUCUGGGCCUUCCUGCUGGUCUUUUCCCUUUACUCUGAGCCUGUCGUCUGCGGUAUUGGUCUGGCCAUUAUGAUGUCUGGUGUCCCUGUAUAUUGCCUAGGAGUAUACUGGGAAAACAAGCCGCAGUGUUUUGAUAUUACUAUUGGUAAAAUGACUCAUCUGUGCCAAAAGCUCUGUUCGGUGGUCUAUCCAGUCAUGAAGGAGAACGUGGAGCCCCAUGGGCCUCAAAACAAAGAUGGAGAAGAUGACGAGCCCUCAAACGGCUGAUUGAUGAUGUGCAUAAAAAAAAAACAGACAAUGUCUCACGCUUUUUUUGGGAGGAAAAGGCACUUUGAGAAAACUCUCAGAAAAUUAGCAUACAUAUUCACUUGUUUUACAUAUUCAUUUGUUUUACAACACUGGACUUUCUAGCUCUAUUUUUGACUGGCCUUAAGGCUGACCACCAUUUCAGUGUAUAGCCAGGGAACAAAUGUUUGAGAUGAAAUAUGUCUUACUCUGUGAAUUUAUGAAACAGUGAAAUUUUGACAUCACAUUAAAAUUUAAAACGUCCUUUUGUUUUGCCUUUU
Molecule: messenger RNA, 2463 nt
Organism: Perca flavescens (yellow perch)
Lineage: Eukaryota; Metazoa; Chordata; Actinopteri; Perciformes; Percidae
Gene: slc7a8b
Product: solute carrier family 7 member 8b
Exons: 12
Coding region: 593-2164 (523 amino acids)
Biological process (GO): neutral amino acid transport; amino acid transmembrane transport
Cellular component (GO): membrane
Molecular function (GO): neutral L-amino acid transmembrane transporter activity; L-amino acid transmembrane transporter activity
Source: RefSeq, a predicted model, not a curated record